GCAGGGGGAGGAAGGCUGCUGAAAGAGGGCGGGAACCUUCACAGAGAUGUAGUUGAGAAACUUAACUGACGCGCUUUUUGGCUUGAAUAGUGGAAACAUCCCAGUUUAUCUGCUGACAAAUACAGCAGAGAUGGAUGAGAGAAUAUGAUUUAUUUAUUCCGUCUUUAAAAUAUACUUUCGCAGUUUUCAUCAACCUGUGAAUGAAAGACAGACGUCAGCCGCUCAGUCAGCCGCGUUCACAUGGGGUUUGUUUUUGGGGCGUCAGUCUGUGUAUCAUAUCGCAGGGAUGUCCGCACAAGGGUUGCUAAACAGCGUCUUCUCAUGUUCCUCAUCGGGCUCUAAAACCCUCGCAAAGAGGAAACUGCACCAGACUCGCAGUUUGGAUUCUGCGCUGAUCAGAAACUGCGGGGCGCCUGGAGACGCCAACGGUCAUCGGUCAUUCUGUUGGAGCUCGAGCUCCACAGCUGGAUUUACUAACAGCCAGAACGCUCCAGAAAGCCUCGCUGCGGACUCCAGGUUCAAAAAACGUCUGUCUUCGUCGAGUUUGUCGACAGCUUCAGACGCUUCGUCGAUCUCCAAUCUUCAUUUCGACUACAGAAGCGGCAAACGCAGCGCGUCCAGGGAUUUAUCGCUCAAUCUCACUGGCUCCAGCAACAUCUUCUCACCGAGAAAGUGGCUUCAAAGAAAGCUGCCUCAGUCGGAUGCUGUUUCGCACAAUAUCUGUAAAUCUGAGGGAGAUUUCACCUGUAAGAAAACGGCGGGUCAUAAUUUCCACAUGCAGUCGGUUCCCAUUCAGAGUCUGUCGGAGCUGGAGAGAGUCCGGCUGCAGGAAGUGGCUCUGGUCAGGCUGAUGAAAGACUUCGAUUUGGGAUGCCAGAUCACCAUCCCGAAAGAUGGCCAGAAGCGGAAAAAGUCACUCAGGAGGAAGCUGGAUUCUUUAUCGAAAGAAAAGAGAGACAAAGAGUCGGACCCCCAGGCGUUCGGCGUGCCGCUCUCACAGGUGAUUUUUAACGACCGUCGUCACAAGCAGCUGCAGGAGGAGCGGGAGCAGGAGGAGCAAGAGGAGCAGCGGAGUCCAGUGGAACGAGUCUCUUCACUUCUGCACCUGACGGGACGCAGAUCCACCAACAAGGAGCUUUCCAGCAGUAACUCGUCCCUCAGCUCGUCCUCUGAGACGCCCAACGAGAGCACGACACCCGGCACGCCGGAGACGGCGCUGCGCUCGCGCAGACGGGGCGGUAUGUCUGUGGACUGCAUCACUGAUCUGGACGACAGUCACUCACGUCUACUCGAGGCUCUUCAGCUCUCCAUGCCGGUGGAAUCGGCCAACGAGAAGAAGAAGACAAGCGACACGAAACUCAGCCUGAACCCCAUCUACAGACAGGUGCCGCGUGUGCUGGACUGCUGCUGCCAACACCUGCAGAAAUAUGGUCUGCAGACGGUGGGCAUUUUCCGGGUCGGAAGCUCCAAGAAAAGAGUUCGACAGCUGCGUGAAGCGUUCGAUCAGGGUGCAGAGGUUGUUCUGGACCAGCGGCACAGCGUUCAUGAUGUGGCUGCGCUGCUUAAAGAGUUUCUCAGAGACAUGCCUGAUCCUCUGCUGACCAGAGAACUCUACUCCGCAUUCAUCAGCUGCGCAUCUCUAGAUAAGUCGGAUCAGCACACGGCCAUACAGUUACUCAUCUGUCUGCUUCCCGCCUGCAACAGCGACACCCUUCAGUGUUUACUUCACUUCCUGUCCAACGUAGCCAAUCACGCGGAGGAUUCGCGGGACGGUGAUGGAAACAAGGUGAUUGGUAAUAAGAUGACAUCGCUGAAUCUGGCCACCAUCUUCGGGCCGAACCUCCUGCACAAGCAGAAGAGCUCGGAGAAGGAGUUCAGCGUGGAGAGUUCGGCGCGUAUGGAGGACAGCGCCGCCAUCAUCGGCGUCGUGCAGCACAUGAUCGACACGCACCAGUCCCUCUUCACGAUCUCAGCGGAGCUGCAGAACGAGGUUCUCUUGAGUUUGUUGGACACGGACAGUGAUGUGGUUGAUUAUCUGCUGAGGAGGAAAACACCACAGUGUGAUGAGGUGAAGAGCUCCAGUGGAGAAAUCUCUCCGUACGAUAACAACUCUCCGGUGCUCUCAGAGUGGUUUCAUCCAUCAGGAGCGGAGGAUCAGAGUCCCACAAACCUCCAACACGCUCUCGAUGGGAACAACACCGUGAAUUUCUGCCUCUCACCUUCACAAGCCAACGCCGGGGAAACGAUACAUGAUAAGGCUCGUAUCUGGCGAACACGACAUGCUCUUCUGUCAGGACUGCAUGACAAACUCCUCACAGGUUCAGAUGGACACCUGUAUAAACGUGCCUCCUCUGACGUCUUCUAUGAUGACGACAGCGACGCAAAACCUGUGCAUGACACGCAAAUGUCUCGUACGAACGUCCCCGCUGAAUGUAAACUACACCUGCACGUCACAAGCGUGGACGGCAGUCCUCUGAACGCCCCGCGCCAUCAAACCAUUCCAGUCGCAUCGAGUCCAUUUCACCAGUCAGCGGAGGGUGACAGACUUCCUGCCGUGUCCGUGCAGCCGCGUGUCACUUCCUGUCAGGGUGUGGCGUCACAAUUGCCAUCGAAGAGCUUCGGUGCGGAGCAGCAUCCAGAUUGGCCUCUGGAGAAGUGGCAAAUAUGGCAACUCCUGUCUUCGGAUAGUAUAGACACACUUCCAGAGACUAUGGUGUGAAACACAGUUUAAAGGGACAGUUCAGCCAAAAAUGAACUUCUUAUAACUAAAAAAAAGAAGAUAUGUGAAGAACAUUAGACUUUUAUUAAAAUGGACAUUUUGCAAGACAAUUUCUUUUAUGUCCCACAGAGGAAAGAAAGUCAAACAGGUGUGGAAUGAGUAGAGAAUGACAGAAUGAGCAUUUUGGGGUGAACUGUCCCUUUAAGAGCCUUUAAUUUGCAAAUGAAUUUGAAUUGAAUCGGCCACAACACACAGAAUGUUAAAUUAAAGUCUUCUUUAAAAAUAAUUAUAAAUAUACACAUUUUAGAAUGUUUUAAGGUUUUAAGUUAAAGUUUGAGGUCAGUAUGAUUUUUUGACCAAAAUGAACACUUUUAUUCAGUGAGGAUGCAUUAAAUUGAUCAAAAGUGACAGUAAAGACAUUUAAAAUAUCACAGAAGAUUCCCACUUCAAAUAAAUGCUGUCCUUCGAACUUUUUAAUUAUCAAAGAAAAUCCUGGAAAAUAAAAAAUCAUGUUUCCACAAAAAUAUAAAAUGUUUUCAGAUUUUCAGAAAUGUUUCUUGAGUAGCAGAUCACCAUAUUAAAUUACAUUUUUAAAGAUAUUCACAUAGAAAACAGUUCAUUUAAAUAACUGUUUACAUUUUAACAUUAAGGAAUGUUAAAUUAGUUAAAUAUUUAUAAUUUACAAUAAUAUUAAUUAUUAGUAUAAAGAUUUUAGAUUAAUAUUUUAAUGUUUUAAGUUUAAAUUUGAGGUUUUUUUUUUUUUUUUUUUUUUUUUUUUUUUUUGACAGAAAUUAACACUUUUAUUCAAUAAGGAUGCACUGAUCAAAAGUGAGACUAAAGACAUUUAAAAUGUUGCAAAAGAUUCCUACUUCAAAUAAAUGCUGUUCUUUUGAACUUUCUAUUCAUCAAAGAAAAUCAUGGGGGAAAAAAUCAUGUUUCCAUAAAAAUAUAAAAUGUUUUCAGAUUUUAUAAUAAUCAUAAAUAUUUCUUGAACAGCAAAUCAGCAUAUUAGAAUGAUUUAUGCAGGAUCAUGUGACACUGAAGACUGGGGUAAUGAUGCUGAAAAUUCAGCUUUGAUCAGGGAAAUAAAUUAUAUUUUAACAUAUUCACGUAGAAAACUGUUUUUUUUUAAAUAACUGUUUAAAUUUUAACAUUAAAGAAUGUUAAAUUAGUUAAAUAUUUAUAAAAAAAUAAUUGUUAAUAUAAAAAAUUGAGAUUAAUAUUUUAAUGUUUAAAGUUUAAGUUUGAGGUCAGUUUGAUUUUAUUUAUUUUUUUUUUUUUUUUAACAGAAAUGAACACUUUUAUUCAGUAAGGAUGCGUUGAUCAAAAGUGAGAGUAAAGACAUUUAAAAUGUUGCAAAAGAUUCCUGUUUCAAACAAAUGCUGUUCUUUUGAACUUUUUAUUCAUCAAAUAAUCCUGGAAAAUAGAAAAUAAUUUUUCCAUAAAAGUAUAAAAUGUUUUCAGAAUUUAUAAUAACCAGAAAUGUUUCUUAAGCAGCAAAUCAGCAUAUUAGAAUGAUUUCUGAAGGAUCAUGUGACACUGAAGACUGGAGUAAUGAUACUGAAAAAUUCAGAUUUGAUCACAGAAAUAAAUUAUAUUUUAACAGAUAUUCACUUAGAAAAUAGUUAUUUGAAGCAUUAAAGAAUGUUAAAUUAGUUAAAUAUUUAUAGAAAAUAAUAAAUAUAAAAUUUUUAGAUUAAUAUUUUAAUGUUUAAAGUUUAAGUUUUUUUUUUAAGAAAUUAAUACUUUUAUUCAGUAAGGAUUCAUUGAUCAAAAGUGAGAGAAAAGACAUUUCAAAUGUUACAAAAGAUUCCUAUAAAAUGUUUCAGAUUUUGUAAAAAUCAUGAGCAUAUUAGAAUGAUUUCUGAAGGAUCAUGUGACACUGAAGACUGGAGUAAUGAUGCUAAAAAUUCAGGUUUGAUCACAGAAAUAAAUUACAUUUUAACACAUUCACAUACUAAACAGCUCUUUUAAAUUGCAAUAAUAUUUCACAUUUUUACAGUAUUGUUGAUCAAAGAAAUGCAGCUUUGCUGAGCAGAAGAGACUUUUUCAAAAACCAUAUGUUAAGUAUAUGAGCAUGUUCAUUGGUAAUUAUACAAAAAAAUUAAAUGCCUUAUUAAAAAGUACUCUCUUAGCAGUUAUAUAAAUUUAUUUUAAUAUAAUUUUAUUUCUACUUAGAUUAAAAACUAAAAUUAUAAUUCUGCAUCUUGUGUGUUGUGGCCAAUUUCAAUCAAAUUACAGAUUAUGAACUGAAAGAAGCCUUAAAUUCUGAAUUCACUUCAGCCUCAGCUGAAGCUCGAUUGAAUUUAUAUAUAGAAUAUAUAAAAUAAUCACAGAUCAUUUCCCAAAGAUGCACAACCCUAUUUCCUUUCAGUACUUUGGUCAUUUCCAGAAACUCUCAUUUAUUAAACACAACAAACAUUUGCGCUUUGGAGAUUUUAUUUUGCUUCAUCUGUCAAAAAUGCAUCAUAUUUCCAGCCUUUUCCUUCUCUCAUUCAUCAGCUGAAUGUGUCGCUGAUCAUGUUUAGAGUGUUUUUGACUUCCUGUCAUCAUGUAAAUGUGUGUCAUCAUCACUUCAUAAGGUAACGAGCAUUUUUACGACUGCAAACUUACAGAAUGUCAUAUUAACGACAUCCAAUGUAUUUAUUUAUUAAUGUUAUUUAUUAAAUUAGCCACUAGUAUGUUACCACUGUGUAUAAUGUGUAUAAUCACCACAGAAUGAUUUAUUUCAGAGUUAACUGCUGCUUCAGUAUCGCUUUACAUGCGUACAAUCACAUUUCGUUUUCAAUAUAUAAUGGAUAUUAAUUCAUGUUCCUGGUUCAAUUGCCUGUGAUUUAGUUGUGCACGCUAUACUGAAGAAAAAUAUUUAUCUUUAUAUCUUUUUUUUAUGUAAUAACUUGCUCUGCCUUUGAAAUAAUGUAGUAUUUUUACUGAUGUUUCUCAAAAUGUGCUCGUUCAAGAUGUAAAUCAGAUUUCCAGAAAUCUGACAUUCCAUCAUUUGCUCAUCAAUGGAUGUGAAUGGGUGCCGUCAGAAUGACAAUCCAAACGGAUGACGUUAACUGAUGGACUGAAGUGGUUUUGAUUACUUGUGAAUUAUUGUGAUGUUUUUAGCAGCUGUUUGGACUCUCAUUCCGACGGCACCCAUUCACUUCCAUUGGUGAGCAAGUGAUGCAAUGACACAUUUCUGCAAAUCUGAUGAGGAAACAAACUAAACAAACAAAUUAUAAUUUUUUUAAUGAGCAUUUCCUUAAUUUCUCCGGUCUACAACCACAUGAAGAACCAAUCAAUCACGUCGUGUAUGCGAGUUUAUAUACGUUCAUAAUGAUGAGUGAGUUUUAAUACUUCAUUAUUUUCUCUGUCAGUGUUUUGUUUGAUAUUUCUGAUAUUUUGUACAGUUAAGAAUGAUAUAAUGUUGAUCAUUUUAUAAAACAAAUAUAUAUAUUUUGAUAAUCAAUUAUUUUUAUCCAAAUAGUAGGAGAAAGAUCCAAACUACAGAGUGUUUUUAUGAUGUUUAUCGUGUAUCAGAAGUGUGGUUGUUUUCAUGCGUUUCAUAUCGAGUGAAUAUCAGCAAUAGACUUUUUGGAUUGUGCUUUUGUUUUUGUUUUUUGUUGUUUUUUUGCCUGUAGUCAAAAACAUCUGUGUUCAGAAACGCAAUAAAAUGAAUGUCUGUUAAA
This is a messenger RNA of Labeo rohita (rohu), 6393 nucleotides long. Its product is annotated as rho GTPase-activating protein 6. The record is from RefSeq and is a predicted model, not a curated record. Gene Ontology annotation, biological process: signal transduction. The coding region runs from base 287 to 2719 and encodes 810 amino acids. NCBI's taxonomy places the organism in Eukaryota, Metazoa, Chordata, Actinopteri, Cypriniformes, Cyprinidae. The transcript is spliced from 13 exons.